Molecule: messenger RNA, 2929 nt
Organism: Vavraia culicis subsp. floridensis
Lineage: Eukaryota; Fungi; Microsporidia; Pleistophoridae
Exons: 1
Coding region: 55-2772 (905 amino acids)
Biological process (GO): transcription by RNA polymerase II; RNA polymerase II preinitiation complex assembly
Cellular component (GO): transcription factor TFIID complex
Molecular function (GO): RNA polymerase II general transcription initiation factor binding; RNA polymerase II general transcription initiation factor activity; histone acetyltransferase activity
Source: RefSeq, a predicted model, not a curated record
UGUCAUAGAUCGGAUGGCACGAAAACACAGGCGAAUUUUUUCACCCCCCAGCAAAUGCAGGAUGACAACUACCGACCGCUGGACAUCCUAACAACCCCGCGGCCAUUAACGUAUCGUCUACAUAAAUACAAAGUACGUCGUUCAGCCCAGCAAAAACUUCAAUAUGAGUCAGACUACACCAAGAAACCCACAGACACGCCCUCGGUUAACUCGGCCAAUAACAGGGUGCACAAUUUGUUAGUGAGACGGCAUCUAAGGAAGAAGAAGUUCGAUCGGGACAUAUUGAACAGAUGGAAAGCCGAGAAGGCGGAUGGCAAUCACAUAAUAGACGACGACUAUGAUCAACCUGUCAAUUUUGUUGAUUGGGAGAACCAGAUAAUCUACGACGAUGGGAACGUGCCUGAUAGCGGGCUGGAUGGUGAAAGCGAUACAGAGUCAAACAGAAUAUUUGAUGAGGAUGAGUCUGUCCUUCUGCCGAGAAGAAGACCUGACAUUAAAACGACGGAGCUCAUCCGGUCGAUAUUCAACAAUGAGUACUGGGAGUCGCAGAUAGUCUAUGACGAGAGCAAUUUGAACAAUUUUAAGACCUACGUCACAAUCAAUGUGAACGACCCGAAUCUCAUCCUGGAGAAAAUAGACAAGAAAAAGAUAAAGAAAGUUAAAACAGAGACUAAAAGAAGCAAUUAUAACAUUUCGAACGAUCGGUACUACGAAACACUGUGUGUGAAGAGCAAUCUCGGAAACCUGGGUAUGCAACACUCUCUACCGGCUCUUAGGUUGGACAUGGGUCUGUUCAGGACAUAUCUCACAAAGGAGGAGCUGAGGAAUUUCCACAGACCUGGUCUUAAUCUUUUGAAGAGGGCGGAAAAGGCACGAUUUGGCCGUUUAGGCCAGAAAAGCAGCCAGCAAAGUAUCAAAUCACUCGGGCAGCUUACACUCACGGACAAUGUGUCGUUUGCACUAUUUGAAUACUCAGAGGAAAUUCCACUGCUUGUGCAGAAUAGAGGAAUGGUGAGCCUUCUAACAACGUAUUAUAAGAACAAUGGAAAUGCUCCAAAAAAGUAUUUAGGAAAGCUCACUGUCAUUGAGAAUGAGGAGCCCUCACCUUUCAUUGUGGACAUCAAGCCUGGCGCGUCUUUAACCGCACUUACCAACAAUUUGUUCAAAGCGUGCGUUUUUAAGCACACAAUCACGGAUUACCUUAUGAUCAUCACUGACAGUCCAGUUGGUGAGGAUCUGGAUGAGUGGGAGGAAGAAAGCGAGGAUGAUGCUGAAGAGGUGUCUCGAAAGACAACUUUAGGUUCUUCCGGUAAAACACGACACGUAAAUGAUGAGAUCCUGGGCAGAGAUCAUGUACGAAAGAAUGCAAAUACUAAGAAUUUUGGGAGAGACAAGAUGGCGUUGAACAGAGAUAAUAUCAAGCAAAGCAAUUCCAACAAGAUUAACAGAACUUUGAGAUACUUCCUGAGAAAGAUCAGCCACGUGUUUACCGUUGGACAGACCUUUCCAAUUGAGGAAGUUUAUUCGCCACACAGCCGAAAGUUGAACAUUUUCUGUAAGAAUAGAUUGAAGGUUGCGGCGUUUCGUGAAUAUCAAAGCAAUGGGCUGCUCGGCGCCUCGUAUAUCGAAGAUCUUUUCCCGCAGUUCAGCGAAGGAAGCAAACGGAAAUGGCUUAAAGAGUAUUCCGACAGCUUUAAGCGCGGGAAAGAGACGUUUUAUCAGUUAAAGAAAAGUGCAAGCAUUCUGAAUGAGGAGGACCUGCGCAUAUUGGUGACACCAGAAAACGUGUGUCAGUAUGAAGCGAUGCUAUGCGCUGAGCAGAGGUUAAGAGACUGUGGACUGGAAUAUAAGGAGAAUGUGAUGGAAGAGGGCGAGCUUCUGCUCAUGCCAUGGAAUCUGUCCCGGAAUUAUAUUAACUACGUUGGUGGGCGAGGUGUUCUGGAGAUGAAAGGAUCGGGCGAUCCUACAGGAAUUGGUGAAGGAUUUUCGUUUGUGAAAGGAAACGUAAAGGCUGUGGAUCCGGAGGUCAUUUGGGAACGCGAACAGCGUAGCCUGUCAAGUACACGUGAUAUUUCGUACGAUGAGGUGAAAAGUUUGAUAGAGGAGAAGGAGCAUCGGAAGAGCGUAGAGCCUGCGAAACCAGUUGUUGUCCCCUCAUCGUCGUACAUAUUGAUAACUCGUGUGAUCGACGAUGAGGAGCACAUCGAGAAAGUGACGGAUCCGCUCGUGAUCAAGGCGUACCUGAAGCAGAGAAAAAAGGUCCGUACUGAAGAGCGCAAGGGCACGCCAAAGAAUGUACUGCGCUGCGGAGCAUGUGGUCUUGUUGGUCACAUGAAGACCAACAAAUCAUGUCCCAAUUUCUGUGCACGAACCCUCAAAGGAACGAGCACACCCAAAAAGGCCAAGAAUCUUCUCACAGACCUCAUCAACAAAACGAUACAGCGGUGUGCAGCGAUGAACUACGCCAGUGCGUUUUUGCGACCGGUAAGCACUAAGAAAUUUCCUGACUAUUUGAAGGUGAUCAGCGAUCCUAUGGAUCUCGGCACGAUGAAGAGUAGAGCGAAAAACCAUAAAUAUGCUAAUUUUGGAGAGUUUGUGGCCGAUCUGAGGAAGAUGUGGCAGAACUGUGUUACCUAUAAUGGCACGGACCAUGGUCUGAGCAAGCUGGCCAGGAAUAUGCUUGAUCUAGGAGAGGAAACGAUGAUGAGCAAAAAGGAUGAAAUUCUUGAAAUACAGAAUGUGAUAACAAAGGGAGAAAAUGAAGCGACAUAGCGAUUUGAUGCCGUAUCGUAGCAUGACUCGUAUUGCCCGAUUCUAAUACCGAGACAGGGCACCUUUCAAGAUAUGUUUGAUAGUCAAUAAAAUUGUUUGUGGCAUAUUGGUUUUAAUGGAGAAUUACUUCCAGGUUGUUCUGCUCCAACCUUAAAUU